GGGGUGGGGUUUGCAGUUAACGCUGAUUUGAUAGGUUUUUUAAAUAAGCAAUCAUCCGACUAGCCUUUUAACACACAUAUCUUAGACUGGGGUUCAGCGUUAUGAUUGCUACUAUACAGAUAAUGUGCAGGAUGAAAAACGUAAAUAUUAGAGAGUUUCUUUGUCACGGACUUCCGCACUACAGUGGUUCGGAGUAUUUGUAGUUCUGGUCCUACGAGUUCAGAGAUGGAGAACAAUCAGGAGUCCAAAGAAAGCACGGAACGGUCCGACCUGGUUUCUGAGGACGGCAAGAACAUCAAGGAUGUGGUGUGUCAGCGCUGCGGAUCUAAGGUGUUGUGCCCCGGGAUGGCUGUGUUUGCAGAGAAGGAGCUGUUCCUCCCAUCCAUGCGGAAAAAGAGCGGCCUCAGCACCACAGAGGGCUCAGUGGACGGGGACACUCUGACCACCCACUGGUUUGUGGACGACAUGUACACUUUUGAGAAUGUGGGCUUCACUAAGGAUGUGGGGAGAAUCAAGUAUCUCAUCUGUGCAGAUUGUGAGAUUGGUCCAAUCGGCUGGCACUCUUUGGAUGACAAGAAGAGUUUCUAUGUCGCUUUGGAAAGGGUGAAUCAUGUAUAGUCUAAAAUGCAUAUGAGCACACAUGAACUUUAAAAAUGUGCUGGCAAGCUAUUCAUUUUCAUGGAUGUAAUCUAUUACACAAACUCACUUAUAUACACUGGUGUGUGUACAUUGUUUAUGAUUACUGAUGGUGACACUAUCAUUAUCCUCAAUCACACUUGACAGUGUGAUUAUCUUGUUCUAAUAAAGAUGUUUUCGGCAA
Messenger RNA from Eleginops maclovinus (Patagonian blennie), 820 nucleotides. It is a transcript of the gene rabif, whose product is annotated as RAB interacting factor. Gene Ontology annotation, cellular component: membrane; cytosol. The coding region runs from base 226 to 618 and encodes 130 amino acids. The record is from RefSeq and is a predicted model, not a curated record. Gene Ontology annotation, molecular function: zinc ion binding; guanyl-nucleotide exchange factor activity. Gene Ontology annotation, biological process: small GTPase-mediated signal transduction; post-Golgi vesicle-mediated transport. NCBI's taxonomy places the organism in Eukaryota, Metazoa, Chordata, Actinopteri, Perciformes, Eleginopidae. The transcript has 3 exons.